AUGCGCGGGCGGCAUCCCGGGGUUUUGCAGGCCUUUAUGACGUUCCUCCGUAUCGACAGGUCUCGCGACGAUAUGCGCGCUCUCGCAACGCAGAUGGAGACCUGCACCUGCGACCGCACCGACCCCCUGGUGGACGAGUUCCACGCCUGGCACUGGCUUGACCACGACACCGUGCCUGGCAAGUACGUCAAGCAGUUCAUGCCGCGCACGGACACAAUGGAGAGCCUCGUCUGCGCUCUCUCAAGUCUGCUCGCUCUACCCAUUGAAGCCGCGUGCAUGGACUGGAAGCAAGGUCAGCGGCACGAUGUGUGGCCUCAGAAAUCCCAGGACGCUCUAGGGGACAACUGGUCCCAGACCACGACACAGAUCUGCAGAUGGCUGGACGAGUAUCCGUCCUUCCAGGUUGCACACCUUCUGGGUUCGUUCGCUGACAUCGGCGACCUGAGCACGCCCAUCAUCACCGCCAUGCUGCACUCCGCCACGCUACCCAAAAACCUCGUCCUCCUGCUCAACCGCGCGGUCGACUCGUACCCGCCAGGCAUAAAGAGCUCCGACAUCGGCGCGCGCAUGUUCUACAUCAUGCCGUUAAACCUCGUCCUCACCCUCAUGCAAUGUAUCGAGACGCUAGUCAUAGACAACGUCUCCACGGCCUACUUCUACGACGACCAGGCGUUACCGAUGCUAGACGUGCUCACCCGCGUCGGCCGCUUGUACGAAAAGACAGGCGACUUCGAUAUGUGGGGCACUCUUGAGAGAACGGGCGGCGCCAUCCAUGCGAAGCUUGGGCUCCCGCACGACAAGGACCGCUAUCACCGGGACAUCGUCAAGGCCUCUACAGAACACAAAGAAAUACUCUUGGAAAUGGCAGCCAAGACAUCCCAUCAGACGGUGCAAAAGAUCCUGUAUCUUCUCAUGUCUCACACUAUCUGUGCCAACCCCGACUGCUCGACGGCCAAUCCGACGUCCUGGAGUCGAUGCGGAGGAUGCAGUCGCGUGUAUUACUGCUCCAGCGCAUGCCAAUCAGCACACUGGAGAUGCGAAGGCAAGCAACACAAGGGGACUUGUCGGAUCCUCAAAUCGGUCGGAGAGGCAGUCUCCUUACCAACCUCCGCGCAGGCGGAUGCGUUACCGGAAUUGUCCAAUGCAGACUUCUAUCGAGCCUGCGCGCAGGCGAACAUCCAGGAGAGGGACCUCAAACUGCUUGUGAAGCGAGUAUUGGGAGACGUCCGCAUCUUGGGAGUCUUCAAUGAGAGAUAUGCGAAGAAGUAUGCCUACCGACUGUCCUAA
Molecule: messenger RNA, 1287 nt
Organism: Schizophyllum commune H4-8
Lineage: Eukaryota; Fungi; Basidiomycota; Agaricomycetes; Agaricales; Schizophyllaceae
Exons: 3
Coding region: 1-1287 (428 amino acids)
Molecular function (GO): kinase activity
Source: RefSeq, a predicted model, not a curated record